AUGGCGACCUCUGCGUCGAGUGCCGGCCACCCGUCGCGCUCCGCCACCACCAUCGUCUCCGUGAGAGAGCACCACCUGGUCAAGAUCGUCGGGUACUCCAGGACCUUAAACGCCCAUUGUGGCCGGCCUGAAUUCAGUUCUUGCCCGUUCCGUGCGAGAGGCCGUACGUGGUGUGUCAGUUACCGACCCCAGGGGAGUCCGGGCAACGACGGGAACACUGAUUUUAUCUCCUUGUAUAUCCUUCUUGUUGAUAUUGUCGAUGAGCCCUUGAUGGCGAAGGCUACUUUCAGUCUGCCGUUCUAUAUCCAUAUCACCGACACGAAUAACUUCUCUGUAAAUAGAGCCUUUGGAUGUGAGAGGUUCGUCAAAAGGGAAGACUUGGAGCGAUCCGAGCAUCUCAAGGAUGAUUGUUUCAGCAUCAAGGUCCGGAUACAUAUUGUCAAGGAAGCACCAUCCAUCAUGGUGCCACCGUCUGACAUGCAACAGCAUCUCGGUAACCUUUUGUUAACCAAGGAGCUCGCCGAUGUUGAAUUCCGAGUCGGUGAGGAGACGUUUCCUGCACAUCGGAUCGUGCUUGGGGCACGGUCGCCGGUCUUCAAGGCACAGCUCUACGGCCCAAUGAAGGAGGGUACCACUAGCAACAUCAUACGAAUAGAUGACAUGGAGGCACAAGUGUUCAGAGCUCUGCUUACUUUCAUAUACACAGAUACAUGGCCAGAGAUGGAGCAGGAAGAUGAGUCUGCAAUGACUCAACAUUUGCUUGCUACAGCGGACAGGUAUUGCCUGCAAAGGCUAAAGCUGAUGUGUGAGCAUAGGUUGUAUAAACACAUUGAUAAGAGCUCUGUAGCGAUUAUCCUGGCGCUAGCAGAGAAGCACCAUUGUUGCGGUCUUAAAGAGGCAUGCUUCGAAUUCCUCGGCUCCUCAACCACUCUACUUGCAGUCGUCGAAACUGAAGAGUUUGAGUAUUUAGCCCGAAGCUGCCCUGCUAUUAUGAAAGAGUUAAUCAGGAAGGCAAUUAACAUUGCCAACAUAUGUGACAAUCCCCCAUCUUCCUAG
Molecule: messenger RNA, 1056 nt
Organism: Phragmites australis (common reed)
Lineage: Eukaryota; Viridiplantae; Streptophyta; Magnoliopsida; Poales; Poaceae
Product: BTB/POZ and MATH domain-containing protein 1-like
Exons: 1
Coding region: 1-1056 (351 amino acids)
Biological process (GO): protein ubiquitination
Molecular function (GO): protein binding
Source: RefSeq, a predicted model, not a curated record